Symbiodinium sp. CCMP2592 is the source of this 1827-nucleotide messenger RNA. NCBI's taxonomy places the organism in Eukaryota, Dinophyceae, Suessiales, Symbiodiniaceae. The record is from the annotation of a GenBank genome assembly.
AUGGAUGGUCUGCGUGCGGCCAUGUACCCGCUCCCGGAGGAGGCGCUCCCGGUGGUCGCUGUGGCCUUUCGCGAGGCCAGCGCCAACCCCUUUCCUGCGCGCUUGCGUCAGCUGCUGCUGGCCGCUUGCCUGCCGGGACCUGCCUCUCUAUCGGACCUCGACGCAGUUCGCAUUUGCGAGAAGCUCCUCUAUACCUGCAGAGCGCAGCAGCGUGCUGUUGGACAGCUGCUGACGUUUGAUGCCGGCCUCGUCGAUGCCCACUACCAGGUCGCAGUCUGUGUGCGGCGCGGUCGUCAAGUUCUUGGCUGCAUGGACGUUGCCUCCGACCUCAGCCUACUCUUGCGUUGCGACCCCUCUACCGUCGAAAUCCUUCCAAUCCUGGCUCCGCGGCACAAUGACGAUGGGCGUACUCUCUUGUUUGUGGAGACGUGUGUGCUACGCUACAUGUCUUUGGCUGUGGUUCACUGGCGCGCAUCCUUCGAUGGCUUCGGGCGUAUAUGGUCGGCUCUGCACGGGCAACCCCUGUCCUCCGUGGUUCGAAAGCACCUUUUCCACGCCUGGCUCUUUUGGCAAGCGCAGGUCUGUCUACACUCCUGCGGACUGGGUCUGGACGCUUCAGAGGUGCCACUGCGGUUGCUGCCUUCGAAGAGAAGCAAGGACUCGGCCGACGCUCCGUGUGACGAUUUCUUCGUCACUCUUCCUCGUCUGCGUGACCUACUGCAUCGUGGUUUUCUAGAGCGAUUUGCUCGUCAACAUCACUGUCGCAUUUGCGAUGCGACUGGCUGCGUGGGCGUGGACGCCAAGGUCAGCAGCAGUGUGCGUGUCUGUGCUGAGAUGUCCGGGGCCGUUCGCGAUUAUGCGGAGGUUGGCGUCUCUGCGCGCUUUGGCUGCUGUCUCCCGCCUGCGCCCGGAAGCUGCUAUUGUCGCUGGCACGCAGAGCCGCAGCGUGCGCCUGCACGGCCGGACUGCUCACGUGUCCUGCAGAUCCCAGGUGAGGUUUGGCAGGUGACGUGCGAUGUCUGCAGCCGCACCUUGCCACCUUCUGCCGUGCUCUAUACACGUGCGCUACUUGCAACUUCGAUGCGUGCAAGUUGUGCACGCAGCCAGUAUUCUCGGCCACGUCGGCCGUGCCGCCCCGCCCAUGUCACAUGUCUGCAGCCUCUGGCCACCUUUCCCGAGGUCACCUACGAGGAGGAGGUCGCAGAUGAUUGCUGCCGCCUCGCCAAGCCGCAGUUAUCUUCGGGUGCACGACGAACUGGAGGUGCUCUGGCCCUCUUGUUGCCAUGCGGGACGGUGUGCAACAUAUCCGCCUGUGCUGGUCGAGAAUCUGCUACGCAGGUUUUCGGGCUCCUUGGUCAAGUUCGUGCUCGCCGAGCUCUUCGUUUUGUUGUCUACGACACGUCCUGCAUGCUGGCUCGCUUCAUUCGUCGUCGUGCUCGCCGUCCUUCGACAUCCGUUACAGAACAGCUAGCCGAUUGCCGGUACGUGCUUGAUCGCUUUCAUCGCGGCAAUCACACGGCCUGUGUGAAUCCUGCGCAUCGUCUCUAUCUCCCAGAAGUGCGCAUCGAGCAGUACGCGGAGCUUGCCGACGUGACCACCUCUAACAAUGAGCAAUUCAACAACUGGCUGUCGAAUUUCCAAGGCACGCUGCGACACAUGCGAUUCGAGACCAUGGAGAUUUAUCUGCUGCUCAUCGGGUUCCUUUGGAACACGCACGUCGUGCCACACCGCGAUCAGUCUGUCCCGUCCUCCUCUGCACGGUCGCCGAGUGUGUCACAGCCGUCCUCGCUCCUGAAACGCAAGCCGGCCGGGACGCUGCUGACCUGA